AUGCACACACUAUUCAUCGCCUGUGUUCUUCCUUCAGCGGUAUCAGGGGCUCUACGUCGUCUCCAAGUCAGCACUACCACCUCGGUUCCCGCGACUACAGUCCCGCCUACCACGAUUGAUGCUCCAACUUUGCAGAGCACCUGUGAUAUCUACUGCCAGGGGCUUAAUGGGGGUGCUUCUUACUGUAAACUUGAUCUUAGCCCACCCACGUGCCAGGGAGGCGAUCAGCCUUGUGGUACAAUAGCUAUCUGUGGUCCCGCUAUCACCGUAACACCGACUGACGUAGUACCAACUGGUGAUGGAACGUAUGAGCCUGCCUGUGACACGAUGUGCCAGAGUCUCAAUGAUGAGGCUUCAUACUGCAAGUGGUGGCUUCCUCGCCCUACUUGUCUUGGUGGCGAUCAACCAUGUGGUGAUCAAACUGUAUGCACCUCCCAGACGUGGCCUCCUGCUCCCACACCUUCUCUCCCAGCGGGUGCGCACCCCUACGAGUCUGCCCCCUGCAACGCCUACUGCGUCGGUCUCAAUGGGCCAACUUCGUACUGUAAGUGGUGGAAGAACGAGCCUGUCUGUCAGGGUGGCGAUCAAUCUUGUGGCCCAUCGGAUUGUCCCACCGGCACUCCUGCUCCCACCGAAGGUCCUCCUGAUGCACAUGUUGGUCCCAGCUCCAACUGCGAUGCUUACUGUACCGCUAUUAAUCCUGACCUUUCUUUUGAUCGCGUGUCGUACUGCAAGUGGUGGCUCCACGUGCCUGUCUGUUACGAUGGUGAUCAGCCUUGUGGUCCGAGCGUCUGCAGCAACUUCGGUGAGACUACAACCCCGACUACAUCGAUCCCAUCUGUGACGCCGACUACCCAGGCUACUACUAUUUCCUCUGCGACAUCUCAGAUUGUCACCACGCAGUCGGCCACUACUUUGACUCCUACAACUCAGGUUGUUACUACUGUGACUCCUACAACUCAGGCUGUUACCACUGUGCCUCCUACAACUCAGGCUAUUACCACUGUGCCUCCUACAACUCAGGCUAUUACCACUGUGCCUCCUACUACUCAGGCUGUUACCACUGUGCCUCCUACUACUCAGGCUGUUACCACUGUGGCUCCUACAACUCAGGCUGUCACCACUGCGACUCCUACCACACAAGCGGGAACUACUGUGGCUCUUACAACUCAGGCUGUUACCACUGUGGCUCCUACUACUCAGGCUGCUACCACUGUGGCUGCUACUACUCAGGCUGCUACCACUGUGGCUGCUACUACUCAGGCUGUUACCACUGUGGCUCCUACUACUCAGGCUGUUACCACUGUGGCUCCUACUACUCAGGCUGUUACUUCUGUCGCUCCCACAACUCAGGCUGUUACCACUGCGGCUCCUACCACACAAGUCGGAACUACUCUAGCUCCCACGACUCGGGCUAUUACAACAGUUGUUCCUACUACUCAGAGAGCCACUACUGCGGCCACUACUGCGGAUACUACUGCUCAAGUGGUUACUACACAAGCCCAACCCUAG
This is a messenger RNA of Perkinsus marinus ATCC 50983, 1512 nucleotides long. RefSeq lists its product as hypothetical. Lineage: Eukaryota; Perkinsozoa; Perkinsida; Perkinsidae. The coding region runs from base 1 to 1512 and encodes 503 amino acids. The record is from RefSeq and is a predicted model, not a curated record. The transcript has a single exon.